AUGACGCGGGACGACUCGAGUGGCGGCUGGCUGGCUCAGGAUGGCGGGGCGCUGACCCGGGUGGGCGUGUGCCGCCUCCUGCCCACCGAGCUGGCGCCCGUUUCGGGCUCCGGGGCCACGCAGUUCCUCAUCCGGGGCGAGCGGCUGCGCGACAAACAGGUGAUCCUGGACUGUCCGCUCAGGAAAGAUCUGGUGUACCACAUUGCAAUGCCCACGUUUCACCAUUGGAUGGUGGAGGAUCGACGGUGUGGCCUGUCCUUCCAGAGUCCGGCCGACGCCAGAGCCUUCGACAGGGCCGUGCGGAAAGCAAUCGAGGACCUGGCCGAAGGCUCCACCACCUCCUCCACUGCCCUCCAGAAUGAGAGCGAGCUGGGCGACGACGACGUUUUCACUAACGCCACGGACAGCUCGUCCAACUCCUCCCAGAAGCUGGACGGCUCCCUGCAGCUGCUGGAGUCCUCGCCCCUCCCGCACAGGCACAAGUACGCUCCGCCGGGACACCGCCAUGACCUCCACGACUCCUACCGGCUCCCUGACCACUACUACCUGGACCAGCCGAUGUGUCGGAUCUCCCGCCAUGUCACCUUCGAGGACGAGGAAAUCGUCCGCAUCAACCCGCGGGAGCGCAGCUGGGAGCGCGGCACGGAGCGCCACCUGGGGCGCCAGCUGGACCGGCCGUGGCUCACGGGCUACGAGGACUACCGCCACGCCACCGUGCGCGACAAGUUCAUCCACACGGACGACUCGGAGUCCUACGUGCGCUUCGACAAGGCGGAGGCGCAGAAGCACGACUACACCUACCCGCUGGCGCCGGCGCUCUCGCCCUCGGACUCCGACCCCGCCCUCGGACCCCUGACCGGCAAGGGCCCCGGCGGGUCCUACCGCCCGGGCUUCCCCGCGGCCGUGUCCUCGCAGCCGCGCUCCUUCCUGCCCAGCUCCUCGCCGGCGUCCAACGGCGGGAAGGGCGGGCGCAAGGGCGGCGGGGGGGCGGAGCGCGCCGAGUGCGAGCAGUGCGGCGAGACCUUCUACGUGUCGGACAACCGGCGGGGCCGGUGCCAGGACGCGCCGGACCCCGUGCGCGCCUGCAUCCGGCGGGUCAGCUGCGUGUGGCUGGCGGACACCAUGCUGUACCACUGCAUGUCGGACCCCGAGGGCGACUACUCGGACCCCUGCUCCUGCGACGGCGGCGAGGGCGGCGGCCGGCUGGGCACGCGCUGGCUGGCCCUGCUCGGCCUGUCGCUGGUGGCGCCCUGCCUCUGCCUCUACCCGCCGCUCCACGGCUGCCACCGGGCGGGGCUGGCCUGCGGCUGCUGCGGGGGCCGCCACAAAGCCCAGAGCUGA
Molecule: messenger RNA, 1341 nt
Organism: Menidia menidia (Atlantic silverside)
Lineage: Eukaryota; Metazoa; Chordata; Actinopteri; Atheriniformes; Atherinopsidae
Source: the annotation of a GenBank genome assembly